CGACAGUGAGCUGGAAGCACCUCUACGGGCAGCCAACGGCUCCAAUAUGAGAGCCUUGAAUGCGUUCCUCCUCGGCGCGGCUCUAUCGGUUGCUCAGGCUAGGCCAGAAUGCGAUGCGACGGACUCGUCGGCAAGAUUCGAUUGCUUUCCUGAGGAAUCGGCAAGCGAAGAGAAAUGUGUCGCAAGGGGAUGUUGUUGGAGUGCCCCCAAAACUGGCGACGGUCUGCAAGGCGCGAGCUCCAUGAACAUACCGUACUGUUUUUACCCGAAGGAUUUCGAGGGAUAUAAGCUCGUAAACGUGUCCGCAACGAAGACCGGUCUGGCUGCCUACCUAAAACGCGUGACCGAGUCCCGAAUCGAUGAAGAUAUCGAAGUGUUGCGAGUCGAAGUGAUAGAGCAGACGAACGAUAUUGUUAGGAUACGCAUCGUGGAUCCGAUCAAGAACAGAUGGGAACCUCCGCUCCCAGCUCCACCUGCCCCAUCCACGGUGCUCGCACCAAGAUAUGUUGUGAAAAUCACGGAGCAAACGAAGCUGAAAAUUAUUCGCUCCCCGCAAUCUGGAGCUGGCACGACCAUCGUGAACUUUGAUUUGGCGACGAUGGUCUACACCGACCGGUUCAUCCAAAUCUCGAGCCGGCUCCCGUCUCAAGUAGUCUAUGGACUCGGCGAACACAAGGGACCCUUGAGGAGGAGCACGAACUAUACCAAAUUCACGUUCUACAAUCAGGAUAGAUCUCCAACUCUAGACAAACGUUUGUAUGGGACUCACCCUUUGUACAUCAACAUUGAGCCAGACGGCCGCGCAAACGGAAUGUGGCUUCUGAAUUCCAACGCGCUGGACAUCAUUCUUCAUCCGACGCCCGCGAUCACAUACAGACCUGUUGGAGGCAUUCUCGAUUUCUUCGUUUUCCUUGGACCGUCUCCCGCAAAAGUUGUCCAGCAGUAUCAGGAGAUGGUCGGCAAGCCGAAAAUGAUCCCCUAUUGGUCUCUCGGUUUCCAUCUCUGCCGAUGGGGCUACACCGGUACUAAGCACACCGAAGAUAUUCUGCAGAAAAAUUUGGCCGCGGGUGUCCGAGUUGACGUUCAAUGGAAUGACAUCGACUACAUGUCUCACUUCAACGACUUCACCAUCGACCCGGUGAAUUUCACGGGUCUCAAGAGCUUCGUGGACGGACUCCACCGCGAUGGGAGACACUACGUUUUAAUUUUGGAUCCAGCCGUCAGCGGAGGUGAGCAGCCGGAUGAAUACCUGCCCUACGAUCGCGGACUGGAAUUAGAUGUAUUUGUGAAAAACAAGGGGGGCGAAGUAGUACGUGGCAAAGUUUGGAAUCUCGUAUCAAGCGUGUUCCCCGAUUUCACCCAUCCAAACGCGACCGCCUACUGGACCGAAAUGUUCAGCUAUUUGUACAAGCAAGUUCAGCUCGAUGGAGCUUGGAUAGACAUGAACGAACCCUCGAACACAGUCGAUGGACAUCUCUCACCCGAUGAAGGAUGUCCUGACGACGACGCAAUCAUAUAUGUCCCGGGAAACGAAGCCUUGCAAACCAGAACGCUGUGCAACAGUGAUGUACAUCACUGGUCUGAGCACUACAAUGUCCACAACAUGUACGGUUUCACGGAAGCCAUCGCAACAUACAAUGCGUUGGCGAGCGUACGUCCCAACAAGCGCCCUUUCAUCAUAUCCCGAUCGAGUUUCUCGGGUCACGGCUUCUACGCCGGCCAUUGGACCGGCGACAUAUUCUCGACAUGGGUAGACUUGAAGGACUCGAUACCUGGAAUCCUCGAAUUUUCCUUUUACGGCAUCCCAAUGAUCGGAGCCGAUAUCUGCGGUUUCAACGGAAAUGCUGACGUUGAGCUUUGCGCUCGCUGGCAGGCGCUCGGGGCCUUCUACCCGUUCUCGAGAAAUCAUAAUAGUAUCGGUAUGAAGGCUCAGGAUCCCGCCUCCAUGGGUGACAAAGUUCUCACCGUCACCAAGAACGCAUAUUACUGGCGCUACAAACUCCUACCUCUUCUCUACACCUUAUUCCACAUUGCGCAUGUGAACGGUGAAACUGUUGCUCGACCCUUGUUCUUCGAAUAUCCCGAAGAUCCGGAAACCUACGAUAACGAUGAACAAUUUCUCUGGGGAAGUUCACUCAUGGUUGUUCCCGCGCUGUACGAGAAUCAGACGACGAUCGACGCUUAUUUUCCUCAGGGGAUUUGGUUCGAUCUCCAGAACAGAACGGCAACAAUCGACGCUACCGCUGGAGGGAGACACGUCAAUCUGCCUGCCUACGACGAUACGAUCCAUUUCUUCAUGAAAGCUGGCAGCGUCGUAUUCUUCCAGGAGCCCGGAGAGACAACGACAGACUCCCGCCAGAAUCCGUACGGGGCCUACAUCUUCCUCAGCGGAGCGCGCGGUUGUAAUGCCUCCGGUCAGGUGUAUGUCGAUGACGGCGAGAGCAUAGACGCCAUACAAACCGGCCAAUAUAACUUGAUCAAAGCGGACGCGACCGAGCGAGGGAUAACCGUCCGCAAGUCUGAAGGUGGCGAUCUAGAUUACAAGCUGGACAGAGUUCACUUUUACGGCAUAAAAUCGAAACCGGCUCAAGUCGUGGUGAACAAAAACAUGAAUUACACUGAUUUCCAAUAUGAUGCGUCUCGCCAACUUCUCUCGAUCUACAAUAUAGAUAAUGCACUGGUGGACGUGUCCAUAGAGCUAACUUAUUCGUGCCACAUCCGCUGCCUGGAAUCCGACGAUAAGAACAAUGUCUCUUCGACCACGCGAGAUUGUCUUGAACGAGUCGGGCGGAAGGGCUCCUGUUCAUACAAUCUCUUCCAUGUGCUGGACGAGUCUCCCGUAGCUGUGAAUUCCUCCACGGGGAAGAGGUGGAAAUACACCGAGGAAGAGGUGACCGUCCACCCUGUUGCUUGUGUAUCGAAAGUAUUACCUAUCGUGGUGAGUGGAAGACUGUCGUCGGAGGCGUUCCGUUGCUCCAAGGUGCAGGGAUUUGUGCCACAAAGAAAACCCUUCGAGAGUGAUUUAGCCACGCAACUAUUCAGAGCAGAGAACAGCUUCGAUAUGCGAGUCCUGAUCCUGCUCGCCCUCGGCUUUGCUUCAUCGGCUGGCCAAGCAGGGCUUCAAUGUGACCUCGCGAGCUCUCUCGAGAGGUUCGAUUGUUUUCCCGAAGAUUCGUCGAGCGAGCAAAAAUGUCUCGCGAGAGGUUGCUGCUGGAGGGUUCCCGAGGAGACGCAGGAUUCGCAGCGAGCGGGAUUCCCACCCCUGGAGAUCCCGUACUGCUAUUAUCCGAAGAACUACCAGGGCUACAGGCUUGUGAACCAGUCCUUCACGGAAACAGGUCGGAAUGCGUACAUAGAACGCGUGAAUCCGUCGAAGAUCGCGGAAGACAUAAAAUUGCUGCGAAUCGAUAUAAUCGCGCAAACAAACCACAUUGUCAGAAUCCGCAUCGUUGACCCCGCCAAGCAGAGGUGGGAGCCGCCUUUGCCGGCUCCGCCAUCACCGAGUUCGGUUUACAAGCACAAAUAUAACGUGGAAGUCAACGAGGAGACAAAACUAGAAGUCACCCGCUCCGGCGACGAGGGCCUCGGCACCAGAAUCGCGAGCUUCGAUUUGGCAUCGAUGGUUUACACGGACCGUUUCAUACAAAUAUCGAGUCGGCUACCGUCGCAAGUAGUAUAUGGACUCGGGGAACACAAGGGUCCUCUAAGGAGGAGUACGAACUUUUCGAGGUUCACUUUCUACAACGAAGAUCGAUCCCCGGCCUACGACAAACGAUUGUAUGGCACUCAUCCGCUCUACAUAAACAUCGAGCCGGACGGGAAAGCCAAUGGGGUCUGGCUCUUCAAUUCGAACGCCAUGGACAUCAUCCUCCAGCCAACGCCUGCUAUCGUCUACAGACCUGUCGGGGGUGUUCUGGAUUUCUUCGUGUUCGUCGGACCGACCCCCGAAAAAGUCGUUCAACAGUACCAGCAAAUGGUUGGCAACCCGAAAAUGAUUCCCUAUUGGUCUCUCGGCUUUCACCUGUGCCGGUACGGUUACACGAGCACGAAUCACACAAGAGAAGUCUUGCAGAAGAAUCUGGACGCCGGAGUUCGCAUUGAUGUUCAGUGGAAUGAUAUCGACUACAUGGAUAAACGGAAUGAUUUCACGCUCGACCCUGUAAACUACAACGAUCUCGGAAACUUUGUGGACGAACUUCAUGACGAUGGCCGCCACUAUGUCCUCAUAAUUGACCCAGCGGUCAGUGGGAGCGAGCCGAUCGGCCAAUACCCACCCUACGACCGUGGUGUCGACUACGACGUUUUUGUGAAGGACGCCCAUGGUGCGAUCGCUGGCGGGAAAGUUUGGAACGUGAACUCCAGCGUUUUCCCCGAUUUCACUCAUCCCAACGCGACGGCUUACUGGACCGAGAUGAUCAGCGAUUUCCACAAGCGGGUCGCGAUCGACGGAGCGUGGAUUGAUAUGAAUGAGCCGUCAAACCUGAUCGAUGGGCAUAUCGACGGGGGAUGUCCCGAUGACGAUGAUAUCGUUUAUACCCCCGGGGAUGAGCCGCUCAAAACGAAGACAUUGUGCAUGAGCGAUCGUCAUCACUGGUCCGAGCAUUACAACGUGCACAACAUGUACGGCUUCACGGAGGCCAUCGCAACGUACAAUGCGUUGGCAACGGUCCGACCAAACAAACGUCCCUUCAUAAUUUCUCGAUCGACUUUCUCUGGUUUCGGCUUCUACGCCGGCCACUGGACUGGCGACGUUUUCUCGACAUGGACGGAUUUGAAGGAUUCGGUUCCUGGGUUCCUCGAAUUCUCUUUUUACGGCAUCCCCAUGGUUGGCGUCGACAUCUGCGGCUUCAAUAAAGACGCGACGGACGACCUCUGUGCCCGUUGGCAAGCGCUCGGGGCAUUCUAUCCGUUUUCGAGGAACCAUAACGCCAACGACGCCAAAGCUCAAGAUCCCGCUUCGAUGGCCGAGAAGGUUCUCACCGUAACGAAGAACGCUUUCUACUGGCGCUACAAACUUCUGCCGCAUCUGUACUCGCUCUUUUACAGAGCUCAUCUAUAUGGCGAGACUGUGGCCCGACCUCUGUUCUUCGAAUAUCCAGACGAUCCUCUGACCUACGACAUCGACGAGCAAUUCCUCUGGGGAAAAUCUCUGAUGGUCGUCCCUGCGUUGCAUGAGAACCAGGCGACGAUAAACGCAUACUUUCCGAAAGGAACUUGGUACGAUCUUCAAAACAGGACAGAAACGAUCGACGCUACUGGAGGCGGGAGAUACGUUUCUCUCGAGGCAUACGAAGAUACCAUUCAGUUCUUCAUGAAGGCGGGGAGCGCUGUCUUCUACCAGGAACCUGGGAGAACUACAACGGAUUCUCGCCAAAAUCCUUUCGGAGUCUAUAUCUUCCUGGAAGAAGAUUCGCAAGCUGUCGGUUAUCUCUACCUAGACGAUGGCGAAAGCAUUGAUGUCGUCGAGAAGGGAGACUACGACUUGAUCAUGGCAAUCGCGAGCGGCAACAGCGUCUCUAUAGGGAAUCUGACCGGAGGUGGUGUUGGUAAACUCGACAGAGUCCACGUCUACGGUGUAAAAUCAAGACCGGAACGCGUCAGCGUAAAUGUGAAUCAGAACUAUACAGACUUCCAAUAUGACGCAUCUCGCCAACUUAUAACGGUGUACAACAUAAAUCAAUCGCUUUUGAAAGUUGGUAUCACUUUCUAUUAUGAAUAAAUGCUCGGGGGCUUGCCGCUCAUGCAUCAUAAAU
Molecule: messenger RNA, 5753 nt
Organism: Galendromus occidentalis (western predatory mite)
Lineage: Eukaryota; Metazoa; Arthropoda; Arachnida; Mesostigmata; Phytoseiidae
Exons: 15
Coding region: 47-5719 (1890 amino acids)
Biological process (GO): carbohydrate metabolic process
Molecular function (GO): carbohydrate binding; alpha-1,4-glucosidase activity
Source: RefSeq, a predicted model, not a curated record